Molecule: messenger RNA, 1332 nt
Organism: Lolium rigidum
Lineage: Eukaryota; Viridiplantae; Streptophyta; Magnoliopsida; Poales; Poaceae
Exons: 12
Coding region: 36-1049 (337 amino acids)
Source: RefSeq, a predicted model, not a curated record
CCACACCUUGACACGCACACGAAGGCGUGCACGCAAUGAGCCCCUUCCUGCUCACGCCGGUGGGCGCCCGGCUCGCGCCGGUUGCUCCGCCGUCAACGCUCUCGCGCCUGCUCCUCCCGCUCCACCUACAAACGCGCCGCGCUCACGCCUGCCCCGUCCGCCACUCCCCGAUUCCUCACCGCCGCAGCAGCAGCUACCGCCUCUUCGCCUCCUCGUCGGCCCCUCAGAUGGCCGCGCCUGCCGAUGCCCCCGGAGGAUCCGCGGACGCGUUCGAGAUCAUCCGCGCUCACCAGGCAAAAGCUGCCCGGCUUCCUCCUGUGGAAGAAAUACGAACCAUGCUAGACAAAAGUGUCAGAGGUGUUCUGGCUACCCAUUCCCAGGAACAUGUGGGCUAUCCAUCGGGUUCAAUGGUUGAUUUUGCAUGCGAUCAAGAUGGUUCCCCCAUACUAGCAGUGAGUAGUUUAGCAGUUCACUCAAAGAAUCUCUCGGGAAGUACCAAGUGCUCUCUUCUGGUUGCCAAAGACCCAGAGGACAGAACAGAUACUGUAAUCACUGUAUAUGGCGAUGCUACACCUGUUUCAGAUGAAGAAAAAGACGCAGUGAGAAGUGCAUACUUAAGGAGACACCCUGAGGCUUUUUGGGUUGACUUUGGUGACUUCCGUUUUCUGCACAUCAAACCAAAAGCUGUCCGUUACGUAUCUGGGGUUGCAACAGCUCUCCUUGGCUCCGGAGAAUUUAGUCCUGCUGAGUUCAAGGAAGCAAAAGUGGAUCCUAUAUCACAAUUCUCCGCUCCUAUUACAGGCCACAUGAAUAAGGAUCAUGCCGAUGAUACAAAGCUCAUUGUGCAACACUCGACCAAUGUUAAGGUGGAUUUUGCUCAUAUGCUGGAUGUGGAUAGCCUUGGUAUCAAUGUGAAGGCUGGUUAUGAUGGAAGUGUUCUGAAGCUGCGCAUACCUUUCUCUAGGCGUGCACAAGACAGAAAGGAUGUCAAGACACUUAUUGUGGAAAUGCUACAGGCUGCAAAGGCCUCCUCGUCGCACGUUGAAUGACCUCUUUGUUCCAGAAGGGGAUGGUUUGUCAAUGUAAAGAAAAUCAGCUUUUAAAUUAGGUUGUUGCCCAGUCUCAGCGUCAAUGAAGAUGAAUGGUCCACAGGAAAUUCCAUGGUUCCACACAUCAUUCAGUACCAUUGUGACAGUGAACUUUGUGAAUUAUUUCCGGUAGAACUGAAAGAAAUGCAAAGCAACUUGUAUAUCACACUUGAGCUGUUUUGCUCUCAUAGGUUGUUGAUCAACAAAGGUCAUCUUAUUAAAAAGGUUCCAUAUGUCAAAAUUA